UAGUUAGUUAAGUAAUCACCAUCCUCAUUCCCUGGCCUCCUCUAUAAAAAAAGACCAUAGGGGUACCAGUUUUUCUUCGUGCCCUCUUUUCAAGGUGGAUUCUCGAUAAUCCUCCUUCCCUUUUUCCCUUUCUGUCAGUUCUAGGGUUUCAACUUCCAUGGCUUCCGCAGAAAUUGAGUACCGUUGCUUCGUUGGUGGGCUUGCCUGGGCCACCGACAACGAAGCCCUCGAGAAAGCCUUCUCUUCCUUUGGCGAGAUCGUCGAAUCGAAGGUUAUCAAUGAUCGUGAGACAGGAAGGUCGAGGGGUUUCGGAUUUGUAACCUUCGCCACAGAGCAGGCCAUGAGGGAUGCCAUCGAGGGGAUGAAUGGCCAGAACCUUGAUGGCCGUAACAUCACUGUGAACGAGGCGCAGUCCCGCGGUCGGGGCGGUGGCGGCGGUGGUGGUUACGGUAGCGGUGGCGGCGGUGGUUAUGGUGGUGGUGGUGGUGGUGGUUACAGCCGUGGAGGAGGAGGAGGAGGUGGAUAUGGAGGCCGCCGUGAAGGCGGAGGUGGUUACAACCGCGGCGGAGGUGGUGGAGGCUACGGUGGUAACGGUGGUAAUGGUGGAGGUGGCUAUGGAGGAGGUGGUUACGGUGGUGGGCGGGACCGUGGGUACGGAGACGGUGGAUCCCGUUACUCAAAGGGGGGUGGUGCUUCUGAUGGAAAUUGGAGGAAUUAGGAUUUCGUUUAGAGAUUAGUAGUUUGAUGAAAAAGGAUGGGUGGUGGUUUUUUAUUUGAGUAUGCGGGUUCAUGGUCUUUAAAAUUUGCUCUUGGUUUCUGGUUUGAUUCUCUGUUAUGGUUCUCGUUGCUCCGUGGUUCGCGUUUUUGACCUCUGAAUUUGUGUACUACUGGUUGUUCAUAAACAAUCCCAUCACAUAUGAAUAGUCAGAUCAAUUAUAACCCUGAGAGGUUUUACCGUCUUUA
This is a messenger RNA of Arachis stenosperma, 963 nucleotides long. Its product is annotated as glycine-rich RNA-binding protein-like. Gene Ontology annotation, molecular function: RNA binding. Bases 158 to 718 code for a protein of 186 amino acids. The transcript is spliced from 2 exons. NCBI's taxonomy places the organism in Eukaryota, Viridiplantae, Streptophyta, Magnoliopsida, Fabales, Fabaceae. The record is from RefSeq and is a predicted model, not a curated record.